Messenger RNA from Caenorhabditis bovis, 462 nucleotides. The record is from the annotation of a GenBank genome assembly. NCBI's taxonomy places the organism in Eukaryota, Metazoa, Nematoda, Chromadorea, Rhabditida, Rhabditidae.
AUGCAACCAUCUUCGUCAUCUGAGGUUGAAAAUGUGAAAACUGCAAAACGAAAAAACCGAAUGCUUCAACGAAAUAAACCUCUUAUGGAGAAGAAGCGAAGAGCACGAAUCAACAAAUGUCUUUUAGAAUUGAAGCAAAUUUUGAUCAGCGUUGAGCACAAGAGUUCCGCAAAAAGUUCAAAGUGGGAAAAAGCGGACAUUCUCGAGAUGACAGUUGAAUAUUUGAGAGAUCUCCAAUCGAAAGCCGUUCUUGAUUCCAUCGCGACGUCUUCUUCGCCGUCAAGAUCUCCGCAAUCGGCUUCAUCGUCGGAGACGUCGACACCGCCAGCAACACCGUCGUUCAUUCCCAACAUUCUUCCCGCCCAUUAUUUUCAGCAUGUGCUCGCCUAUCAACAACUUGCUCAAAUUUCGAUGAGCUGCGCGCCGUGGAUGCGAGUCGAAAAAGAGGCUCGGGCGAAUUAA